Molecule: messenger RNA, 2583 nt
Organism: Trypanosoma rangeli
Lineage: Eukaryota; Euglenozoa; Kinetoplastea; Trypanosomatida; Trypanosomatidae
Product: putative casein kinase II, alpha chain
Exons: 1
Coding region: 1-2583 (860 amino acids)
Source: RefSeq, a predicted model, not a curated record
AUGCAGGAAGUUGAGAACACGUUUCGUACCCUUCACGAGGCCUUGGGAAAGGCGGUGAAUUUUUUUGCGACAGGUGCCAUGUCAAAUGGAGUUCCGCUCACGCAGCAGCAAGCCGUGGACGUAUUAGACGUGUACGACACGUUGCUCGACGCGGAAGAGACGGGGUCGCAGGAUGCCCGACUUCACAUUUUGCGUCGCUCGCUUCAAUGUGGAUUCAUGCGAUUUCUUGCAGAUAUCGUCGCUCAACCGUUACAGCACUUGCACGAGUUUGAUGCGCAGGUGCCACAGCCAUUUCUACCGUUCCGAAUGAAAGCUGUCAGGUCCCUCCAGCGCCUCUUAUUGUCCUGCAGUGACCUGGGGGAGGUGAGUGCGUCAUGCUUUCGUGUUGCGGUGGAUGAGGAACUCAUACCGCAACUCCUGCAAGUCGUGUCAGAGUCGCCGCAUGAGCCGUUGCGACUGGGUGCGGCAGAAACGCUUUUUAUUUUUAUUCUGCGCAUACAACACGGGCCGACAGGGUUUGUGGCCUCCAGUGGCAUCAACACCAUGCGCUGUGCGUUAAUGCGUGACGGCAGCCACAUGGUUCGAAGCAUGUGCGCAAGCAUCCUGCGGGAAGUGCUGAACACCCAUGCCUUGGAGUUCACUAACCCCGUUACGGUGUCAGCUCUUAUAAAGAUCCUAGGGGAUACGUCUGCGGAUGUGCGAACGCUCGCCGCCGAGAUCUUGGAACAGACAUUGCGUCUUUACAAAAGCGACAUGGCAUACAUGUUGCAUGAUGCUCGAAGUCUCUUGUUGCCGCUACGGUGCAUUUUGGAUCAGGACCCCAGCGUGGAGGUGGUGGAGUCGGCUGCUCGUCUUUUGGGAACAUGCUGCGGGGUGGCUGUGAGGAUGCACCUGCACGCGUUUUUUGCAGCCGUCGUGUCUUUGAACCUUUCAAAAGUUGUGCUGCUGCGAAUACGUGACGGGGGUAACGCCGCUGCUGCACGCGCCCGAAGCCUACGUCUAUUGAUUCAAUACACACCCGCCGUGUACGAGCUUCCGCGGCAGAUAUUGCACGACACAGAGGUGCUUGCGGUGCUACUGAAGGGAAUUGUGGAUGCGGGGCGUGGUCGCACCACCCCUGGGGAGGACUUUACUGCCUUUCAAAUCAAGGGGCUAGAGAUGGCGCUCUGCCUUGCCAUAGUCCUGACGCAGUCCCCAACCUACCGCGAGAGACUCACGGCGGAGUUGAAGGACUACCCACAGUGGGCAGCUGCCAUUAAAAAUGCCGUCAUCUCGCUUCUUAAUGCGGCUUCUCUGGAAUACUUCACCAGCAUUGAGCUGUGGGACGUUACUGGACACCAUCUCAACCUGCUGGACAGGGUUCCGUGGGACGCCAACCACACACCGCAGCAAAGGUAUAUUCGUCAGCUUUUCCAAGAGCAGGCGCAACGCAUAAGCGUGACGCGGGAGACUGUAUCGAUGGAGUAUGAGGCUCUCUCCUUUCCUCAGUCGGAUGCUUACCACGAUUUUGACGAGGUUCAACAGGAAAAGAAGGCGCGUCUGACAUUUAUCUUGCUGGCCGUUGCCACGAACAUCACAUUUCCUGUGGAGAGUCGGGUGGCAGCCACGGCUGCGGUGGAGCAGCCACUCCCUGUGCAAAGACGUUCUGAAAGUCGGGCGGCUACGGGAGUCCCGACAUGGACGCAGGCGGGUGGCAGCAAACAACGCGAGUGCGUUGUCUCACCCGAGGUGCUUGUUAGCCCCGCCAGGUUGGGGAAUGGACCCCCGAGUACGACGCUGCUAGAUGAAAAAGAAGCCGUAGCCAUUGCCUAUGACAAGUUCAACUCAUCUAUGUCGUUUGUCAUGAGGUUCACCCAACACUACAGCAAGGCGAAGCGGAAGGCGGGUGUCGUUGUGGAGACGGACGAUGGUUAUCGCCUGCGAAUGUCACGACUGAAAAAUCCCUGGCACACCAUCGUGGAGGAUCAGAGGUUAAAGACGUGGCAGGUAAAAAACUUGAAGGUGGGAGAUCUCUUUUACUUUUCAGUACCCUUUGAUGAGAUCAACGCGAAGGCCUUGGGUGCCGUCUUGUACAAGGCUCGUCGGCACAUGGUGUACCUUAAAAAGGAAUUGCUGGUAACUCCGCAGUGUAGCAAGGGCCGUCGAUGGUUUCUGUAUGACAUGAUGAGGAACAUCAUGCCUAAGGCCCUGGGUCAGCUAGAGGAGCUCAAUGCCUUUGUGCAAAGUCGCGGCGCAGACGGUGUUCGCUUUCCCAUCUUCCUCUUCCGCGAGAAGGAGCUGCACUUUGGAGAGCGGACGCUACACCCAGGCAACCUCAUGGAGGUUUUGGAUCAGAUUGGGUUUUACUUUGCACAGAGUGCUGAUAAAACGGUUGGGGUGGAUAAUGCCCGCCUGCAGCAGCUCGCCGGGAGGUUGGAUAAUGUUGAGGAGAGUGCGAGUGGGCCAGACACCCCCAACUUUAUCUGCUCUCUUAACCUGUGUGAGGGCGUUACUGCGGGGACGAAUGCUGCUCACGAGGAGGCGGAGGAUGGCGGCGGCUACGGGCAUGGGACGAUUAGCUCCGACUCGGAGGCAAACGUUUAG